UCCGCGGGGCGGAGGGAGGCUGCAGGGGUAGGAGUGGAACCACUUGCUAAGAGUAUGUAACCUUGAGAUAAGGAUUCCUGGGAAUGGGGGUCCUAACAGGCGAGGACACCCCAGCGAUCGCCCUUUGAAAUGGCAUUCAGGGACCAGAAGCGGGAACUGGGAAUAACGAGGUCGAGCAGUCUUGGAGACAUGCUGUGAGACAAGAAAUAUAUGAAAGUAUGGAUACUACAAAAACGUCCCUUGACAUUAAAGAGUACCCUGAUACUGAGGUACAAAGAAACCAAGCACUAACUCUGGAAGAAUGGCAAGACAAGUGGGUGAAUCGCAAAAUUGCAUUUCAUCAGGAACAAGGACAUCAGUUAUUAAAGAAGCAUUUGGAUACUUUUCUUAAAGGCGAGAGCGGACUGAGGGUGUUUUUUCCUCUUUGUGGAAAAGCAGUUGAAAUGAAAUGGUUUGCAGACCUGGGACACAGUGUAGUUGGUGUGGAAAUCAGUGAACUUGGGAUACGAGAAUUUUUUACAGAGCAGAAUCUCGCUUACUCAGAAGAACAAAUCACAGAAAUUCCUGGAGCCAAAAUGUUUAAGAGUUCUUCAGGGAACAUUUCAUUGUAUUGUUGCAGCAUUUUUGAUCUUCCCAGAACAAAUAUUGGCAAAUUUGACAGGAUUUGGGAUAGAGGAGCAUUAGUGGCCAUUAAUCCAGGUGAUCGUGAAUGCUAUGCAGACAUAAUGCUGUCCUUGCUGAGAAAAGGGUUUCAGUACCUACUGGCUGUUGUUUAUUACGAUCCAACUAAACAUGCAGGCCCACCAUUUUAUGUUCCAGAAGCUGAAAUUAAAAGGUUGUUUGGUACAAUUUGCAGUACCCAUUGUCUUGAGACAGUUGAUGUUUUUGAAGAACGACAUAUAAGUUGGGGAAUUGACUGUAUUUUUGAAAAGUUAUAUCUGCUUACAGAAAAGUAGAAGAAAUAUAAAUAAAAUCAAGCAACAUCAACUUGUUUUUUGAGCAAUUGAAAAUUAAGCUAAAGCCUAAAACUCUAAUGGAUGAAUUUGUUAAAAAAAUGAUUCAUAAAUCACAUAAUUUUUUAGCACAAUAUAAUACUAAAAUGCCAAACUAUCUCUCUUUGUUGGAGAGGAAAUGACAAUAAGAUUAGACCUAUGUGUUUUAUAUUUUGCAAGAAUAUUUUAUAAUUAGCAUAUAUUAUAUAAUUAAAAAUGAAAACACAAUGCAUUUAACUUAAGAAUAAUAAACAUGGAAAAAAACACAAUGUUUAUGAAUUCAGAAUGAUUGAAGAAAUACCAUACUUUAGUACUAUUUAAGGUAGUCCCAGAAAUCAUGUAAAAGAAUAACUUUCACAGUGCCUGUGGCUCAAAGGAGUAGGGCGCCGGCCCCAUAUGCCGGACAUGGUGGGUUCAAACCCAGCCCUGGCCAAAAAUUGAAAAGAAAAAAGAAAAAAAAAACAUUAACUUUCACUAUAAACCUUUAUCUAGUAUGGUGUACUCAAAUCCUGGCAUCCCUUUUCACAUGUUUUUUCUAUAUGUAACAGAAUCAAGAAACAAGAAAUUUUAAGUUAACAAACUGACCUGUAUGGCACAACAUAUUCCUAACUAUAAAAAUAAAUUGAGAAUUAAAAGGUU
Molecule: messenger RNA, 1631 nt
Organism: Nycticebus coucang (slow loris)
Lineage: Eukaryota; Metazoa; Chordata; Mammalia; Primates; Lorisidae
Gene: TPMT
Product: thiopurine S-methyltransferase
Exons: 9
Coding region: 219-956 (245 amino acids)
Molecular function (GO): thiopurine S-methyltransferase activity
Source: RefSeq, a predicted model, not a curated record